UGAGAUGUUUGCAAGAAGGCGGCUACGGUGCAGCAGUCUGGACACGUGUCCUUGUAGAAAACCAGGAGCACUUAGCUUAUAGACCUUGUAGUCUGUGACAAUGUCUUCCUUCCAAGGACUUGAUACCGACUAUAUGACGUUGACCAGAUUCAUCGUUCAAGAACAGUCUAAAUAUCCGAGCGCCACUGGGGAGUUAACCCAGCUGAUGAACGGUUUACAGACAGCAACCAAAGCCGUGUCUAGUGCUGUGCGGAGAGCCGGUCUUUUAUCCCUCUACGGACUCACAGGCGCAUCUAACGUGCAAGGCGAGGAGGUGAAGAAGCUUGAUGUGUUGGCAAACGAAUUGUUUGUGAACAUGCUGACGUCCUCCUACGCCACCUGUCUUCUGGUCUCUGAGGAAUCCGAAAAAGUCAUUAUGGUGCCAAAGGAGAAGAGAGGCAAAUACAUUGUGUGCUUCGAUCCACUGGACGGCUCGUCCAACAUUGACUGCAUGGGUUCCAUCGGAACUAUCUUCGCUAUUCUACGCCACCAGGGUGAUUUCACAGGAGAUGAGACCACAGAUCAGGCGCUGCAAUCCGGACGGCAAAUUGUCGCCGCUGGAUACGCUCUCUAUGGCAGUGCCACAAUGAUGGUUCUAUCAGUCGGAUCAGGUGUCCACGGAUUCAUGUUGGAUACCUCCAUUGGGGAAUUCAUUUUGACGCAAAGAAACAUGCGCGUGAAAUCUCGUGGAAACAUCUACUCCAUCAAUGAGGGAUAUGCCUCUUUGUGGGACGAUGCAAUGAAGGAGUAUAUUCAUGAGAAGAAAUUCCCUAAGUCUGGAAAACCCUACGGAGCCAGAUACACCGGAUCCAUGGUGGCGGACGUGCACCGAACCCUGUUGUAUGGUGGUAUCUUCUUGUAUCCAGCAACCAAAGAAGCACCCAAGGGAAAGCUCCGAUUACUCUACGAAUGCUAUCCUAUCGCUUUCCUGAUGGAGCAAUCAGGUGGCGCGGCCACAAACGGUGAGAUACCGAUUUUGGACAUCCAACCAAAGCAUAUUCACGAGCGCACUCCCAUUUUCCUCGGAAGCAAAGAGGAUGUGGCGGAUGUCAUGGCUUUGAUCCAGAAGCAUCGUCGAGCCGGGUGAACACUUGCCCUCUCUCUCUCGGUGACACUUAUAUCCUGCUUCGCUAGAUUAUUUCCCCUCUGACCUUGCCAAUUGUUGCUUGAUCCUGUUGAUUUGCCAUGUUUCUAUUUUCUUUUUUGAUUUGCACCAGUUUCUGAUCCAGAGAAAUAUUCCAGAGUACUGCUGACGUUUUU
Molecule: messenger RNA, 1299 nt
Organism: Dicrocoelium dendriticum
Lineage: Eukaryota; Metazoa; Platyhelminthes; Trematoda; Plagiorchiida; Dicrocoeliidae
Source: the annotation of a GenBank genome assembly